AUGUCUGGGGCCCUCCCUCAAACCCUCAAGGCCAUCACUGCCACAAAGAUCAACGAACUCUCCAAGCAGCGCGCACUCUUUGACCAGCACAAGGAGAAGAUUCUCGUGGCUGCCGAUGCUGCAACUAACUUGCGCUCUCGAGCUCACGCUCUACUGGAUGGAAUCUCGCGUCUGAAAGGCCUUCCUAAGGACUCACUCGACAAGAAUGACAGCGACCUGGACGCCGAUUCUUCGGAUUCGGCCUCGGACGAAGAUUACACAUCUCCGCUUCAUAUGCUACGCCGCAAGUCUAGUACUAGCUCAUCUGACCACUCCAAUAUUCGCCGCUUCCUUCUUCAGGGUCCUUACGACAGUUCGAUCUCCCAGUCAUCUCUGCGGAACUGGAUUGACCAGCUUGAAAAGGAGCUGAUCUUCCUGGAGACCAAGCAUGAACAUGGCGCAUUCUUUAGCAAGCUAGUCACCGAGUGGCUAUCGGAGCUGGACCCCACCGACGAAGCUAAUACCGCCCAAUCGGAUACCAACUUCCAGCAGGUUGGACGAGCUGAGAUGCACGAGCAACGCGCCACUUGGGAAGCCCUGGUCUUCACUCCUGCUACCCACGUCAACGAUAAAGCAAUUAAGGAUUAUCUCGAUCAACUUUUCAAGCAGACGGAGCUUUCUCGUGAGGCGAUCAAGAACCUCAAAGCAAGCAUUAACUCUUUUGCGAAUAAUCUGGCAUCGAAGGGAAAAUGGAUCGAUACGCACAACCUCAAAUGGAUAUCCAAGGCACUACUGAAGACUGAUCUUCUCAGCAAUGAGAAAUCAUCAGUUCUGAAGGAGUUUAUGCGGAACCAGGAGGUUGCUCAGGAAGUUGCAGAUGUGUUGAACAUGCGAAUUACUUCGCUUGACAGCUGGGCUUGGGACGGGAACGGAAUUCCCAUCGACAUGCGUCGGCAGCUGAACGGGAAGUAUCGAGUAUUCAUGGAUGAAGAACUCCUUGAUGCCCUUCUUCUGCAGUACUUGGGAACCACUUGGUCUGUGGAGUUUCGACGAGUGUUUGAAACAUUCCUACACUCUCACGCCUGGAAGCCUCUACGCGAGAACAUACCCGAAGAGCACAAAGAGCGACGCAGAUACUUCUUGGGCCAGACUGGAAGCUCAGAGAUUACCCACGUCAACAAGAUUCCGAAAAAAGUCAAUGAGACUCGGAAGAAGACUUACGAGGAUGAGUACUUCAUGAGCCAACUGCCUACUUCGGUUAACGAAGGUGCACGCGACUAUGAUGAUGACAAUGAAGGCCAACGGGACUGGAUCGCAAAGGAGGAAAAGAAGGCAAAGAACGCUUUGGACACAAAACACUCUCUUCUUCACCUCUUGAUCACAGAGUCUAUCCUCCACAAACAUCAGCGUGGAGAAUUCACAGCAGUGCGGUCCGACUUUGAAUGGUUCGGUCCUUCAAUGCCUCACACCACUUUGCUCACAGUCCUCGAGUACUUCGGAGUUCCAGAGAUGUGGCUCAACUUCUUCAAGGUAUUCCUAAAGGCUCCGCUCAAAUUCUCUCAGGAUGGAUCAGCUGCUGCUAUUCAAAUCCGCCAGCGCGGACUGCCAAUGAGCCACACGCUUGCUGAUUGCUUUGGAGAGGCCGUUCUCUUCUGUAUGGACUACGCAGUCAAUCAAAGCACAGACGGAGCUUACCUCUACAGACUCCAUGAUGACUUCUGGUUCUGGGGAGCGGAAGAGACCUGCAUCAAGGCAUGGGAAGCGAUGUCUCAGUUUUCUGGAGUGAUGGGUCUCAAUUUCAACAAGGAGAAGACUGGAACAGUGAUGAUGGGCAAGUCUCGCAACCACAAAAACACAGUUCUCCCCGCCGGUGAGAUUCGCUGGGGCUUCCUGGUUCUCGAUGCAGAAAAAGGUAAAUUCACCAUUGACCAGACUCAAGUUGACAAGCACAUCGAAGAGCUCUCGCGCCAGCUGACGUCUUGUAAGAGCGUCUUUGCUUGGGUUCAAGCUUGGAACGCCUACUUCGGUCGCUUUUUCGCCAACAACUUUGCAAAGCCAGCUGUUUGCUUCGGCCGUGACCACAUCGACAUGGCCAUUUCCACUCUCAGUCGCAUCGAGCGUACACUGUUCAACAAGGACGUAAGUGGUACCGGCACCUCGGACCAGAUCAGUGGUGUCACCGAAUACCUCCGCAAGAUGAUCGGCGACAGGUUCAGUAUUGGCGGCCUGGGUCUUCUCAACCCGUUCAUCAAACUACUUGCCAUGCGCGAGAAUAUCAAAGAGACUCCGCGCAAGAUCCUCCACAAGGCAGCUCUCCAGGAUGAGAAAGCCUACCAAUCCUUCAAGACCAAGUUUGAGGAAGACGGACCGGACAACAAGGCCCCAUCGCUGGUUGAUACAGAUGGGAAGCCCUUGCCCUUCAUGUCCCUCGAAGAAUUCAACAAAUACCCGGAAACCUACAGCUCUGGCCUUUGGCACGCGUACAAGGCUCUGUGUCGAGUCCCGGAGGAGGCCGGUGUGGCUCUGACUCCUGGCUUUGCAGCGGAUCAGGAAAUCCUGGAAAUGGACUCGCCGAUUUCUAGCGAUUGGUAUGCCAUGACCCCCUACUGGCGGUGGGUUGCGCAGCUGUAUCACGAUGAGAUGAUUCGCACUUAUGGUAGUCUUGCUGCGGCAAAGCGGGAGUUUAUGCCACUCGGUGUUGUGAAGACCCUGCGCGAGGGUCGGUUCAGAUGGCAGGGUUGA
Molecule: messenger RNA, 2721 nt
Organism: Penicillium canescens
Lineage: Eukaryota; Fungi; Ascomycota; Eurotiomycetes; Eurotiales; Aspergillaceae
Exons: 2
Coding region: 1-2721 (906 amino acids)
Source: RefSeq, a predicted model, not a curated record